AGUUGCUUCCUCUAUUGCAGCAACAGGGGCGAGAGGUUCGGCGAUCACUGUAGAAGAAGAUCGUAGCUCGACAUUCACACUGUGGAAGUGUCGAUCGAUCCCGAUCCCCACAAAAUCCCCAAAUCCCGCUCGAAGCAACCCUAAUGGCGACGAAACCCUAGCAUCACCGAUCGCGGAGGAGCAUAUCGUCCCUUCAUCCGAUCGUCUUCCUCUGCUGCGGCAAUGGCGAAGCCACCGUCGUCGUCGUCCUCGUUAUCGCCAUCUUCGUCGUCCUCGACUCUCCAGAGGAAGCGCUUCCUCCUCUUCGUGCUUCUAGUGGUCUUCUCCGCCUCCACCGUCGUCGGGUUCUUCCUCCGCGGCGCCCUCUCUGACCCCUGCGAUCUCCGGCGGGGCCUCGCCACCGACGAGGUGGAGCGCCGCCUUCGCCUCCCUCCGCCGUCGACGACGACGGCGGUCUCCGCCGCGCGCGAUAGCCCGCUAGGGUUCAUGAGGUCGAAGCUCGUCCUGCUCGUCUCGCACGAGCUCUCCCUAUCCGGUGGACCAUUGCUAUUGAUGGAACUUGCAUUUCUUCUAAGAGGAGUUGGUUGCCGAGUAGUAUGGAUUACAAACCAGAAAUCAGACGAAACGAAUGAAGUGAUGUAUAGCUUAGAACAUAAGAUGUUGAACCGUGGAGUUCAGGUUUUCUCUGCCAAAGGUCAUGAGGCGAUUGAUACUGCUCUAAAGGCUGAUUUGGUUGUUUUAAACACAGCUGUUUCUGGGAAGUGGCUCGAUGCUGUUCUGAAGGAACAUGUUCCGAAAGUUCUUCCGAAGAUUUUGUGGUGGAUUCAUGAAAUGCGAGGACACUAUUUUAGUCUCGAGUAUGUCAAACAUCUUCCUUUGGUUGCCGGUGCUAUGAUUGACUCUUAUACAACGGCCGAGUAUUGGAAGAAUAGGACUCAACACCGUCUAAACAUACAGAUGCCAAAAACCUAUGUUGUCCACCUUGGGAAUAGUAAAGAGCUGAUGGAAGUUGCAGAAGAUAGUGUAGCAAGAAGAGUUCUUCGGGAGCAUAUACGUGAGUCCCUUGGGGUCCGAAGUGAAGAUCUUCUCUUUGCCAUAAUAAAUAGUGUCUCACGUGGGAAAGGUCAGGAUUUGUUUCUUCAGGCAUUCCAUCAGAGCCUGCAGCUUAUCCGAGAACAGAAACUGCAAGUGCCAUCAAUGCAUGCAGUCGUAGUUGGUAGUGAUAUGACUGCUCAGACCAAAUUCGAGACAGAACUUCGUAACUUUGUAUUAAAGAAAGGAAUCGAGGAUUGCGUUCACUUUGUCAAUAAAACUUUGACAGUUGCUCCCUAUUUGGCUGCGAUAGACGUGCUUGUUCAAAACUCUCAGGCCCGUGGAGAAUGUUUCGGUAGGAUAACCAUAGAAGCAAUGGCAUUUCAGCUGCCAGUGUUGGGCACAGCUGCGGGUGGGACCACAGAAAUAGUUGUGCAUGGCUCAACGGGUCUGCUACACCCUGCGGGAAAGGACGGCAUAUUGCCUCUUGCACAGAACAUGGUGAAGCUCGCCACCCGCGUCGACCAAAGGCUGACUAUGGGAAAGAAAGGCUACGAGAGGGUAAAAGAGCGGUUCAUGGAGCAUCACAUGGCCGAGAGAAUCGCUUCUGUGUUAAAACAAGUUCUCCAGAAAUCAAAGGAUCACACUCUUUCUUGAUAGUUUUUCAUUUUCUUCUUUUUUCCUCCCCCUCUUUUUGCCUAUUUGAAUCUUGUUAAUUAGUUGGCAUCCCUCUAUCAUGGUAAACUGCUAUUAGUGCACUAACUUGUAGAUCAGUGAAGACCAAUGCAAGAUUUGGAGCUUGUGCUUGGCCACCAGCAA
Ananas comosus (pineapple) is the source of this 1851-nucleotide messenger RNA. RefSeq lists its product as uncharacterized. Gene Ontology annotation, molecular function: glycosyltransferase activity. The record is from RefSeq and is a predicted model, not a curated record. The transcript has 7 exons. The coding region runs from base 223 to 1689 and encodes 488 amino acids. Lineage: Eukaryota; Viridiplantae; Streptophyta; Magnoliopsida; Poales; Bromeliaceae.